Molecule: messenger RNA, 3366 nt
Organism: Engraulis encrasicolus (European anchovy)
Lineage: Eukaryota; Metazoa; Chordata; Actinopteri; Clupeiformes; Engraulidae
Gene: irf2a
Product: interferon regulatory factor 2a
Exons: 10
Coding region: 365-2152 (595 amino acids)
Biological process (GO): regulation of transcription by RNA polymerase II; immune system process
Cellular component (GO): nucleus
Molecular function (GO): DNA-binding transcription factor activity, RNA polymerase II-specific; RNA polymerase II cis-regulatory region sequence-specific DNA binding
Source: RefSeq, a predicted model, not a curated record
AUUCAGACCAAGAGCAGAGAAUAUUCCAGCCUCGCGACAGUUGCCUGUUUGGAGUUUGUAGCGUAGGCAAUCCGACGCUACGUAGCAUGGUUAUGAAAGUGGCGUGUUUCCCCAUUACAUUUAACAGAAAUAGUGACGUUAUUAAUUCAAUAUGUGUCGUGUUAUAACAGCCACAUUUCCACUAAGGAAACAAUUCUCAGUGUAAUUGAAGGAAAGUUUUCAUUAAAUAGGCUACAGAAUUAGGCCUAUAGGCUACUCGUCCAGUAUUCGUCCUUCUUGAGACAGUAUUCUAGAAACAAUGUCCCGAACGUGACUGCUGUGAAGCAGUGAAAGUCAAGGUGGGCGACGAGAGUCUUCUCCUGGGAUGAAAGGUUCGCCAAAAGGCACCAUGCCGAUCGAUAGGAUGCGAAUGCGCCCUUGGCUUGAGGACCAAAUUGACAGUGGUGUGAUAAAUGGUCUGAUAUGGAUUGACAAGGAAAAGAAAAUAUUCCAAAUUCCUUGGUUGCAUGCAGCACGUCAUGGAUGGGAGCUUGGAAAGGAUGCACCUUUGUUUAUGAAUUGGGCAAUCCACACAGGGAAGUAUCAUCCAGGAGUUGACCAGCCAGAUCCAAAGACAUGGAAGGCCAAUUUUCGAUGUGCGAUGAAUUCUCUUCCUGAUAUAGAAGAAGUGAAAGACAAGAGCAGUAAAAAGGGCAACAAUGCGAUCAAAGUUUACAGGAUGUUAUCAACAACUGAACGAGCACGGAAGAAAGAAAAAAGAAAGUUUGAGAAGAAGUUGGUGAAAGAAAAAAAUAGGAACAAAUCUGGUGAUGAGAUCACCAAUGCAAGAGCUACUAAACGGCAAGGGAAGGUGGCGCGGGAGGCCGACAGCACAAUUGCCAUUGAUCUGAAACCAAUUAUCAGUUCAGGAUCUUAUGAUGACGAUCCUGUUAUACACGAGAUGGCCGAUGUGUGUGCUGUGGUGGAGGUGACCACUGAAGUGCCCGAGAGCCCAACAAUCCAACAAGUUUCUCCCAAAACUGAGGCCUCGCCAGUCUCCUCCUCGAGCACCAUUUACCCAAUACUGCAGGUCUCUGCAUCCUCAUCUAGUGGAGAAAGUCAUGACGAGAGUGAAAACAGCGAUGAAGAUCCUGAGGGAUGGGACAUGCGGCGCUUGUCUGAGCCCCAGAUAACUUGCUCUGUCGUGAGGUUUCCCUCUUGCAAGCCCCCGAGCAAGUGCACCUUCUUCAACUCGGAGAGGAUCAACUUCAAGGUCACGAGCUGCCAGGAGGAGUCCCCCAUAAUCGCCUACAACGUGCGCCCCAGGUGGAGCCUCCACGUUGCCACUAGGCCUGUGACUGUUAAAGUGCACUCUGAUCCUCCUCAAGCCCAUCCCCGUCACAGUGGUCAUAUUGUGCGCCAACAGACUGGCCCUCAGGCGCAUAACCAAACUAGCCCCCUGGUGCGUCCCCAGAACACUAAGCAAAUUACCCCGGAGGUCCACAGUCCUGCGCCUCCUCAGCCUAACACUCAGGUGCCUACCCAGACCAACAUCAAUGUCCGCGCCCAAGCUGUUUCCCACAUGUUUCCCCUGCGAAGUCCCCACAUGCCAGUCCAGUCCAUCGCCCAUUUGCGGCCACCGACUAUUUUCCAUCAACCUCCCCAAAGGAGUGUUCAUGUUGUGCAUCGUUAUCUGGGACCCCGCAGUCGUCUCCUCGCCGCCAUGCGUCCACCAAUCAGACCUGAAAACAGCAUUGAGACAAUGUUCCGACACGGUCUACCUCAUCAACUGAGUGGACAGCCCAAGCAAAUCGAACUAACGAGUCCUCAGCUACCUCUACACACCAGUCUUCAUCACGUGUCGCCACACGCUCACCCAUAUCUGUAUCCAAAGGCUGUAUCUCAGGCACAUCUCCAUGGUGGUCCCCUCCGUGUGCCUGCUCCUGAAGUCACUCUCCAAAACAAAUCCCUAAUGCGCGUCCUAACCAGGCCUGAUAUUGUUCCCAAGGCCACAGAUCCCAAUAGCAUGCCACACCACAGCCCCCACGUCACCACCAACACUAACACUAACAGCACAUCACCAACAGAUCUGAGGAGGUCCUCUCCUCCUGAUGAGACCCAAGACACUGAUGGCCGAGCCAGUGUCAUUGUCAAUGCUGGAGUGAAAUCAUGACUAUUUAUUAGUAUGCUGCAGCAGUAUACUAAGAACAUGAUAUUAUCUACAAAUGCUUGCUACAUUGAUGUUGGCUGAUGCUACAUUGUCAUGAACAAACACCACCAAAGACUUUGCAGCAAAACUGGGGUGCAUUUCUUGAAGGCGUAGUUGCCAAUGGGAAAUUUCAUUGCAACCAACAAAGUAGCUAACAUAGUUAGCGACUACGCUUUCCAGAAAUGCACCCCUGGUCAGAUCUCAGUGAUCCAACAUGUUCUUGGAAAUGAGUUGUAAUUGCCUUAAUGACUACUGUUUUCCCCAUGAGAUGUAUUUUAUAUUUUUAUAUAAAGAAAUGGGUACUAAUCGGAUUGGAUAGGCCAGUUUACAUGCUUUUUAUUAGCACACUAAUCGAGACAAGGAGAAGGCUCCUUCCUAAGGGUGGGCGAUAUGGAAAAAUGUCAUUUUUACAAAAUCUUGAUUUCGAUUUUUUUAAAAUCAGGACAUUCCAUCGAAAAAAUUAAAACAAAAAAAAACAAAAACAGGCAUUUUAUAUACUUGCAAUUUGUAAUUAGCAGUUCAUCAAAUGUAAACAGACCGAUGACACUCAUAAAGUGCACAAUUUGAAUACAAUAAUGUAAAGGAUAAAAGUAAAGACAACACUAAGUAAGUAGACAUCAGUUUGAUACUGAUAGUAAACAUCCUCACUGCAAGAUCUAUAUGAUUUCUGCACUUCAGCAGAUUUGAUACGAUCUUGUACUCGAUUUGCGCUUUAAUAUCACCAUAUCGCCCACCCCUACUCCUUCCUUAGAGUAUGAUAUUUAUUCAGUGGUGUCUUCAGCAUUACAUGUUGGUGUACGAGGUCCCUGGGACCACUAGGGGGCAUCUCUACCUAAAGUUUGCUCAGGGGGGGCUGGCUGUCCGGUGUGAUCUUCCUCUUCCUCUUCUUUUUUUAAAAUGGGAGGGUACGGUUGUGUUGUUUUCAUUAUAUGUCAGAAGGGUUGGGAAGGCGAGACAUUGUGCAGACUACUACUGGUUCUGGUAAGAAGUGGAAAUGAUUUUAUGUCGUUGAAGUCCGUAGAGCUUUGAUUACCUUGAUGGCAAUCCUUAAUUUGUUGUGCACUCGUGAAUGAAGGACAGAAUGUUAUGCAACUAAACUGAUUAGUUUUGAGUUUCAUACUAUGUCAUUUUGCUUAACAUGACAAUGUUAUGAAUUAAAACAUUAUAUUUUAUGGAAA